Messenger RNA from Prosopis cineraria, 1125 nucleotides. RefSeq names its product protein LIGHT-DEPENDENT SHORT HYPOCOTYLS 1-like. The transcript has a single exon. Gene Ontology annotation, cellular component: nucleus. The record is from RefSeq and is a predicted model, not a curated record. NCBI's taxonomy places the organism in Eukaryota, Viridiplantae, Streptophyta, Magnoliopsida, Fabales, Fabaceae. The coding region runs from base 259 to 771 and encodes 170 amino acids. Gene Ontology annotation, biological process: mRNA transcription; response to light stimulus.
UGCUUGCGCUUUUCGUCUUCCCCCCCCCCCCUCUCCCUCCCUCUCACCCCUUUCUCCUACGGACACUAUGCUGCUUCCUCCGUUUUUUCCUUCCACGCUGCUCCUUUCCCUUUAGUCUCUUCCCCCUCUUCUCCAGUCGCUGCAUGAUAUUCCCUUUCAUCUCUCUUUUCAUAUUACACAAUAACAUUGCCAUCUCCAUAAACCCUAGAACCCCCCCCUGCUGGUCAAGAGAUCUAACGAAUCCAACCGAGAGGGUACAUGGAUUUGGUUUCGUCGGAAUCUUCCAAGGCCGGGUGUGAGAGCGAGGCCCGGGUGACCGCGUCCGGGAGCCGCUACGAGAACCAGAAAAGGAGGGACUGGAACACCUUCUGCCAGUACCUGAGGAACCAGAUGCCGCCGGUGCCCGUGGGGAUGUGCGGUGGCACCCAGGUGCUGGACUUCCUCAGGUACCUUGAUCAGUUCGGCAAGACCAAGGUCCACGUCCCCGGCUGCCCUUUCUUCGGCCUCCCCAACCCUCCGGCUCCCUGCCCCUGCCCUCUCCGCCAGGCCUGGGGCAGUCUCGACGCCCUCAUCGGCCGCCUCCGCGCCGCCUACGAGGAGAACGGGGGUGUCCCCGACUCCAAUCCCUUCGCCGCCCGUCCCGUCAGGCUUUAUUUGCGCGAGGUUCGUGAUUUUCAGGCCAAGUCCAGGGGCGUCAGCUACGACAAGAAGCGGAAGCGACCUAAGCCCAAGCCGAACAUCGCUGCCGAUGCUGCUAGUGCCACCACUUAAUCAAGAUGAUUGAUUCUUCUGAAUAAAAUGCCAAAAAAAACGACAGCAACGCAAGAGGAAUCCGCUCACUGCUCUUCGUACGUAUCCUGUAAUAUAUAUCUUUCCCGAUCAUGUUUUGCGGUGCGCAAUUUUAAGGUGUUUACUUUAUUAUGUCUCGCAAAGACUUGGCCACUGAAAUGCUUUUGUUCGCGAGUAGUCCGAGAAAUGAUCAUCUCUGAUUGAUGAUUUGUUCCCAAUUAAAUGUUAUCGGCACACAUGUAGUGUAUUUGAAAGACACGUGCACUCGAGUCUCUCUCUGUGUAAUUGAUAUUGCAGCGGCUGCUGCAAAUCAGUAAAAUUCUCCAUGGAUCUGUU